This is a messenger RNA of Equus caballus (horse), 882 nucleotides long. RefSeq names its product serine peptidase inhibitor, Kunitz type 4 (gene SPINT4). Lineage: Eukaryota; Metazoa; Chordata; Mammalia; Perissodactyla; Equidae. Gene Ontology annotation, molecular function: serine-type endopeptidase inhibitor activity. The record is from RefSeq and is a predicted model, not a curated record.
AUGAAGACUGCUGAGCUGAGAUUUCUUCUGGGGCUCUUCAUCCUCUUCUUGCUGACCACCCAAUUAAUGGGUGGUGUUACUAGACUUACUGAAAUGAUAUGUGGAGAACUCAAAGACCCCUGCAAUAUGGAUUUGAAACUUGGCAGCUGCUAUGAAGUUCACUUCAGAUAUUUCUACAACAAAACUUCCAAAAGAUGUGAAAGUUUUGUCUACACUGGCUGUGAUGGCAACCUUAACAACUACAAGCUUAUAAUAGACUGUAAUAUAGCCUGUGUUGAAGCAUACCAAAAGUAAGGAAUCCAAACUUGUCCUUGGUCUUGGGGAGAUGAAAAGUAGAGGAUCUGGGAAUGCAGGAUAAACCUUGGUUUGGGAUGGGAAGAGGGAGGAUUGUCCUAAUCUAAAAGUUUAAUAGCUGGGUUAGAUCUCAACAUCAUUUGUCAUUUUGCAGUUAGUAAGUCAAAAGUCCAGAGAGAAAAUAAUAGCCACCACUUACUGGACAAGUACCACGUACCAGGCACUGGACUAAGCAAUUUACAUAUAUUGACACAACUGAAAAUUUAAAUCAUCCUAAGGUAGAUGUGUAUCAUUGUUUUCAUUUGGCAGAUAAGGAAACCAAGCCCAGUAGAGGUAACUAACUGGCUCAAGGUCACAUUAUCAAAUGGCAUAGCAAGUUUUCUAACCAGAUCUGAUGGUCACCCAAGGCUUGACCAUCUGACAGGCAAAAGGUCACCCAAAUCCAAUCCUCCCAGACCUGUGAACUCUCUACAGCAACAUGCUGUUUUAUACAACUAAGCUCCCAGCCUACACUUGACCAUUUCCCAGCCAUAGGAACUGGAAGAACGUCUGUGGAGGCUAAUAGGGCUCUGGUAUGGCUGAUCUCCA